GCGGAAAAAUACUAAAAUAAAUCUUACGGGAAUAUUGUAAAGGCGUGUCAGCGGAAAACUAUCGUAUUUUAACAGCAAAAAGCUGUGUUUCUUAAGCGCUAUGUACACCUUCAGUUGUUGUGAUUGUAGAAAGUCGGGUAAAAGCGCAAAUGCAUCGUUGAUUAAUCAGUGCAGCGCAAUCCGACUGAGCCAUCCGCUCACACGCUUCUCAAGAGGAAACGGCUAAUUGGCAUUCAUUUCCUGGUGUCGGCAUUCCAUAUGCGUUGUUAGUGUCCAAUAUAUCGGUCGGUGCACAGCAGUUUCUUCGCCGUACACAACAUGCGCGCGUCAUCCCUAAGUGAUACCUUCUCCUGUUCAGCCUUCUCAUUAUGGGAGCUCCGCUGCUGAUCACCUGCUUAAUUAUCCGCUUUUUCUAUUUCCGCAUGCUGCGAACUGACGGUUGCGCAGUGCCGGCGGCAAAUGUUUACUGUUUCGCGGUUGGUUAUAUCAAAUUACCGGAUCCUAUCUAAGAGAAACAUGGAUACUUUGGGGGUACCUAGACCCAACUGAUCAUAGUUAAUUUCCCUGUCCUGCGAUGUAAUUUAACUUCUUUCCGUGCGUUUCUUUCUUCCACUUUGUACUUGGAAUAGUGCAAGACUGCUGGCUUUCGGGUAAUAUUUUUCCGCUUUACAGAGGACAUACACCAAGUUUUACAGUUUACCAAAAUGUUCGAUUAUCGCGUACCAAGCUCUUCCGUAUUGGCGAUUUUGCCGACUUAUGCUCCUAUUUGCUGACACUGUUUGUUGAUUUUAUUAUUUAAUUUUUACACCGCGGACCGACUGGCCGAUCUCCACAUUUUUAGUCCUAAGUGCAUUGAUGGAUGUACUUAUCGUUAUAUUCUGUUGAAACCAUGAACAUCAGUUUGCCGCUCAACGCCACACGCCACAAUUGGUCGGCACUCCAACCAAACCUUACGCUAUGGCUAUCUUGUAUGCUGCUCCUCUGCUGCAUCGGGACGAUCAUCACCUUCACCCUCCUCUUGAUGUUCUUAAUCAAGGAAUCCCUGCGCAACGCCGUGGGCUACUUAACCGCCAGUUAUCUCUUCAGCAACCUCCUAAUGUUGUCCAUCAACAUGCCGGUAUACUGCAUCUCCGUCUUCUUCUCCUUAUCCCACAGUACACCCAUCGCCCAUUGCGAACACACCUACUAUUUCUUCAUGGUCAACACCCACUCGUUGUACUACUCCUGGUUCUUUAUCGCCAUUCACCAACUCGUCGCGAUCUUUUUCCCGUUUGCAUUUCACCAGCUGACGUCAUAUAAACUCGUCGGAUUAAAGAUUGUUUUGACGUGGUUGAUACCGUUGAUAAUUAAUCUCCCGGUACGACUGGGUUAUGGAGGGCGGUACAUCCCUGGCGGGCCGUUCGGCGCGUGUAUGGUGGAGUUGUCCAAGAAUCCCUAUCCCAAUAUCCUGGUUUUCUUGGGAGUGUAUAUCCCUUCGGUGUUCGUGCAGGCAGUGUACGUGGCGGUGUUGGUGAAGUUUGCGGCGUUGCGGGUGUCGCGACGGCGGGUGUGGUCGGUGAGCGUGACUUCGGAUCGACUGGGCCUGUCGUUAGCCUGUACUCCGCGCAGGCAGUUUGCGCUGCAGCGCUCCAGUGUGGCGCUGCAUCCGGCCGUGACGCGGAUGGUAGUGUCGUUUUUGUAUAUAUCAUGCUUUGUCAUCUUUAUGCUGACGCGCCUGUACGAUCGCCAGGAUUUCUUGGCGAUGCCGGUGCUGGAGUUAUGGAUUAUGGCGUUCUUUAUUGCGCCGUAUGUGUUAAGUGUGAUUAUUUUGGCAGCAUCACUGCGGCUAACCAGAAUAAAAGAGAGCCGAUCACGGGGCCGAUUGUCACCAGGUCACAAGAACUAGUCAAAUUGUCGUAAUCUUUGUCUCUUUAAGGGUAACGGUGCUGCUGAUUGGGAGCAGAAAUUAUAGUUGAGUAUUUCUUAUUAUGCUUAUGGAGA
Paramacrobiotus metropolitanus is the source of this 1980-nucleotide messenger RNA. RefSeq lists its product as uncharacterized. Gene Ontology annotation, biological process: G protein-coupled receptor signaling pathway. Gene Ontology annotation, molecular function: G protein-coupled receptor activity. The transcript is spliced from 2 exons. Lineage: Eukaryota; Metazoa; Tardigrada; Eutardigrada; Parachela; Macrobiotidae. The record is from RefSeq and is a predicted model, not a curated record. Gene Ontology annotation, cellular component: membrane. The coding region runs from base 860 to 1885 and encodes 341 amino acids.